Molecule: messenger RNA, 1585 nt
Organism: Epinephelus fuscoguttatus (brown-marbled grouper)
Lineage: Eukaryota; Metazoa; Chordata; Actinopteri; Perciformes; Serranidae
Gene: dctn5
Product: dynactin 5
Exons: 6
Coding region: 119-667 (182 amino acids)
Source: RefSeq, a predicted model, not a curated record
CAUUUAGUUGGCAGAAGAAGACGCUGAGCUCUGACAGCAGAGCACAACAGAUUGUCAUUACUGAAUUAUCCCCAGUGUUUUAAAUAUUUUAUGAUAUCUGUCAUAUUUAUUCCUAACCAUGGAGUUAUCUGAAAUACUGUACAACAAAGCGGAGUACAUUGAAACGGCUUCUGGCAACAAAGUGAGCAGACAGUCAGUGCUGUGUGGGAGUCAAAACAUUGUACUCAAUGGCAAAACUAUUGUCAUGAAUGACUGCAUCAUCAGAGGAGACCUGGCUAAUGUCAGGGUGGGCAGACACUGCGUGGUGAAAAGCCGGAGCGUCAUACGACCACCUUUCAAAAAGUUCAGCAAAGGAGUGGCAUUCUUCCCGCUGCACAUCGGAGACCACGUCUUCAUUGAGGAGGACUGUGUGGUCAACGCAGCACAGAUUGGCUCCUACGUCCACAUUGGCAAGAACUGUGUCAUAGGUCGUCGCUGUGUGCUGAAGGACUGCUGCAAGAUCUUAGACAACACCGUGCUCCCUCCUGAGACUGUGGUGCCGCCUUUUACUGUCUUCUCUGGAUGUCCAGGUCUAUUUUCAGGAGAGCUCCCAGAGUGUACGCAGGACCUUAUGAUUGAUGUCACCAAGAGUUACUACCAGAAGUUCCUGCCUCUCAGCCAGAUCUGAAUCCUGCCCCAAAACCAUCAGCAGGAUCCACACCCUCUCCAGGUCACGGCCAGGGUCUCUCAUCAGAAAUGGAGUCUGAGAGCUCACCUUUUAUCCUUCACCUCCCACAGGCCCUGAGUUUCUCUGCCCAAGAACAAACAUCUGGUCCUAUUAAUGAAAUGAUUCUAGUUUUUGAGUAGAAGAAAAGCACAUGAUGAUAACAUCUGAUAAAGCUGCAGAAGGUAGUUUAGUGUUUGCAGCUCCAAAUUGCAGUGAAAGUCUUUAUUAAACUGUACACAGCAUGCUCAUGUUUACUAUCCCAGCUGGUCUGAGACGUCCUCAAGAGGCACGGAUCAAAACCCUACAGGCACUCAGUUCUAGUUUGGUUUGAUUUGUGUGUUCAUGUAGUCCGAUAUUUAAUCCUGGUCUGUGGAGAAACUCGAGAACUUCUGUGGCUCAAUUCCAAUCUUUGCUCUCUGACAGCAGCUGUGGGUGAAGAUGAGGAGGUGAAGGGUGGAGCUUGUAAUAUAUUAUACGACCCCCAUGGACCAAAACAAUAGCAACAACAACAGUUGUGUUUGAGGAUGUUGGCUGUACGUGUGCUUUGCUCAUGACCACAAUUCAUUUGGGAAACAGAGUUCACUCAUCAGGAGAGAUAUUUUGCUUUUGUCUCUGUCAUUUGAUUUUUUUUUUUCUAAUGUUGAAGGACUUGUUUGCUUUUUUGUCACUGGCGCUUGUAAAUUGUCAUGACACUUAUUUAAUACUGAUUUUUAUUAUUUCAUUAUGUUCAAAUGAUCAGCUGUUAAUUUGACUAUGUGUACACGUGUGCAGGAAGCCCCCUGUGCUUUGCCUUUAUCAUCUUCUGUGAGCAGCCAACAGCCAGAGCCAACGUCUGAAAUAGUGACGCAGUUAAAUAAAUACAAAUGCUUGAAAAUCUGA